UAUUGUGAUGACUACCUGCUCUACAGUUCUAGCCCUGGGUAUGAUGCCACUGCUCCUCUACCUGUACUGCCAGGGCUUCUCCAACCUGGAGAGUGCUGUUCCCUAUGCUGGCAUCACUCUGGCCCUGGUCAUGGCUCUGUUCCCCUGCAGCAUCGGCAUCCUCAUCAACUACUACAGGCCGCAGUACUCCAAGACCAUUACUAAGGUAUGGCCGAUAAUGGUCAGCUUUUGGGUAGUCUCGUGUUGCCAUACCUCCAAAAUCACGUCGUUGUCACGCCUUCCUUGGAGGAGUUUUAGGGAAACUCCCUUCCCGUUUUAGGGAAGCCUGGUUCGCUUCGAGGCUACCUUUUGGGUAACAUCUUUUGGAGCAGUCCUCUACAGUUAGGUGUACAGUUAGAUUUACAAUCUUUUUGAAAAACACCAAUCUGGUAAGGGCCUCAGUGUAAAAGUUCAAAACAUUCAAAACAUACAGAUACAAUAUAAUAUAAAUAAUAAUAAUUUGCCAUUUAGCAGACGCUUUUAUCCAAAGUGACUUACAGUCAUGCGUGCAUACAUUUUUUUGUGUAUGGGGUGGUCCCGGGGAUCGAACCCACUACCUUGGCGUUACAAGCGCCGCGCUCUACCAGCUGAGCUACAGAUACAGGUUGUUUCAGACAGAUAAUAAUAUGCAGUACUUGGCUGAACGUCUUCCUGCUCCUCAGAUCGGUCUGUCCCUCCUGUUGAUAUCCAUGGUAGUGAUCGGCCUGUUGGCCAGCAUGACCAUAGGAAGAAUGGAUCUGAUGCUGACCGUCCUGUCCCCCCCACUCAUGGCCACUGCUGCCAUCAUGCCCCUCAUUGGCUACACCUUCGGAUACGUCCUUUCAUAUCUGUUCAGACUCAACGGAUCGUAAGUCACGGUGAUGAGGAUGAUGUUGAGGAUGAUGGUAACAUAUGAUAAUGAUGAAGAUUUAGAUGAGGAUGAUGCUGAUGAUGGUGAAGAUCAUGUUUAUAAUUAUGUUGAUAGAUUUCUUGUGAAGGUUUUCUAUAGUAAAAUAUACACUACCAGUCAAAAGAUUCUUCAAAUAGCCACCCUUUGCCUUGAUGACAGCUUUGCACACUCUUGACAUUCUCUCAACCAGCUUCCUGAGGUAGUCACCUGGAAUGCAUUUCAAUUAACAGGUGUUCCUUCUUAAUGCGUUUGAGCCAAUCAGUUGUGUUGUGACAAGGUAGGGGGGGUAUACAGAAGAUAGCACUAUUUGGUAAAAGACCAAGUCCAUAUUAUGGCAAGAACAGCUCAAAUAAGCAAAGAGAAACGACAGUCCAUCAUUACUUUAAGACAUGAAGGACAGUCCAUAUGGAAAAUGUAAAGAACUUUGAAAGUUUCUUCAAGUGCAGUCGCAAAAACCAUCAAGCGCUAUGAUGAAACUGGCUCUCAUGAGGACCGCCACAGGAAUGGAAGACCCAGAGUUACCUCUGCUGCAGAGGAUAAGUUCAUUAGAGUUACCAGCCUCAGAAAUUGCAGCCCAAAUAAAUGCUUCACAGAGUUCAAGUCACAGACACAUCUCAACAUCAACUGUUCAGAGGGGACUGUGUGAAUCAGGCCUUCAUGGUCGAAUUGCUGCAAAGAAACCACUACUAAAGGACACCAAUAAGAAGAAGAGACUUGCUUGGGCCAAGAAACACGAACAAUGGACAUUAGACUGGUGGAAAUGUGUCCUUUGGUCUGGAGUCCAAAUUUGAGAUUUUUGGUUCCAACUGCCGUGUCUUUGUGAGAUGCGGUGUGGGUGAACGGAUUAUCUCUGCAUGUGUAUUUCCCACUGUAAAGCAUGGAGGAGGAAGUGUUAUGUUGUGGGGAUGCUUUGCUGGUGACACUGUCUGUGAUUUAUUUAGAAUUAAAGGCACACUUAACCAGCCUGGCUACCACAGCAUUCUGCAGCGAUACACCAUCCCAUCUGGUUUGGGCUUAGUGGGAACUAUAAUUUGUUUUUCAACAGGACUAUGACCCAACACACCUCCAGGCUGUGUAAGGGCUAUUUGACCAAGAAGGAGAGUGAUGGAGUGCUGCAUCAGAUGACCUGGCCUCCACAAUCCCCCGACCUCAACCCAAUUGAGAUGGUUUGGGAUGAGUCGGACGGCAGGGUGAAGGAAAAGCAACCAACAAGUGCUCAGCAUAUGUGGGAACUCCUUCAAGACUGUUGGAAAAGCAUUCCAGGUGAAGCUGGUUGAGAGAAUGCCACGAGUGUGCAAAGCUGUCAUCAAGGCAAAGGGUGGCUAUUUGAAGAAUCUCAAAUCUCAAAUAUAUUAUAUGAUUUGUUUAACACUCUUUUGGUUACUACAUGAUUCUAUAUGUGUUAUUUCAUAGUUUUGAUGUCUUCAAUAUUAUUUUACAAUAUAGAAAACAGUAAAAAUAAAGAAAAACCUUUGAAUGAGUAGGUGUGUCCAAACUUUUGACUGGUACUGUAUAUCUUCCUUUUCCUUUUCCUCUAGUAAAAGUAUAUUCCAGCUCAGUACAUUUCUAAUGCUUGGAGGAAAGAAAUCUAUAUACUUCAGCUAGAAUUCCGUGUCAAUCAAUCAAUCCUUAUUUGGACUUCCUUCCUUCUUUCCUCAGGGGACAGAGGACCAUCGCCAUGGAGACGGGAUGUCAGAACAUCCAGCUGUGUUCCACCAUUCUGAAGGUGGCGUUCCCUCCCGAUGUGAUUGGUCCUCUCUACCUGUUCCCUAUAAUCUACAUAGUGUUGCAGGUGGGAGAGGCCUUCCUGCUCAUCGCCCUCUUCAGGGUUCACCAGAGGUUCUUUAAAACACCAAAGAAAGGUAGGCUCGACUGACCCUGUCCUUGAGUGAUAUACAGUUACAACAAGCACCUAGUCUGAGACCUGGACAUCAGGUCCCUUGGGGUGACAAAACUAAUGUUUGAACUGACAUAACUAAUGUAGGUUUUCGCCUCAACUAGGAGACUGGGCCCGUAUUCAUAAAGCGUCUCAGAGUAGGAGUACUGAUCUAGGAUCAGGUACCCCCUGUCCAUGUAAUCUUAUUAUUUAUUCUUUGUAAAAGGCUAAACUGAUCCUAGAUCAGUACUCCUACUCUGAGAUGCUUUAUGAAUACAGGGCCCUGUCUCCUAGUUGAGGCGAAAACCUACAUUAGUUAUGUCAGUUCAAUCUUAGCUGUCCAAGUUGCUGUCGUUUAGUCAGGCGAUAGCCUCUCUCCUCCCUUAGCCCUAACUGUCCUCCUCUCUUCCACAGAGAAGCAGGUGUAUGAGGCAGUGGAGCUAAAGGAGGAGGCCAGCCAGCCAGCCAGCCAGCCAGCCAGCCAGCCAGCCAGCCAGCCAGCCAGC
Messenger RNA from Coregonus sp. 'balchen', 3310 nucleotides. The record is from the annotation of a GenBank genome assembly. NCBI's taxonomy places the organism in Eukaryota, Metazoa, Chordata, Actinopteri, Salmoniformes, Salmonidae.